Bactrocera oleae (olive fruit fly) is the source of this 3557-nucleotide messenger RNA. RefSeq names its product beta1,4-N-acetylgalactosaminyltransferase A (gene beta4GalNAcTA). Gene Ontology annotation, molecular function: galactosyltransferase activity; N-acetyl-beta-glucosaminyl-derivative 4-beta-N-acetylgalactosaminyltransferase activity. The record is from RefSeq and is a predicted model, not a curated record. Gene Ontology annotation, cellular component: Golgi apparatus. Gene Ontology annotation, biological process: carbohydrate metabolic process; glycosphingolipid biosynthetic process. Lineage: Eukaryota; Metazoa; Arthropoda; Insecta; Diptera; Tephritidae.
CUGAUGUAGAGGAAGAGGGCGUGUUCAUUGCAUUUCGGCUGUGUUGAACUUCAGUAUUAUUCCUAAUGCCAAUAACUCGUGGUCGUAAAUUAUUAAUUAUAUUAAAUAAUACAAUUUAUGUGGUUGAGUGCAAUAUUUCAAGAAAAACCUGAAAGUAUUAAUUAACAAACGCAAAAUUCAUAUUCGUACACCCCUAAUUGAAACAUAUAGCAUUGGCGUAAAUUAAAAUUAGUAUUUAGUAGGAUAUCCCUUUUUAAAGUGGACAAAUUGUACCUGAUCCAAAGACAUACACUAUGAAUUUUGCUCUUAAAAUAUCAAUGUAUUUCUUAGCAUUUAUAACUCCGAUGAGGACAAGUUUUACCGCUCCAGCUGCAGCAAAACAUCUGCAGAACAUGACGGAAGCUUCACCGUGUUUAAAUGUGUGCAAAAGGUUUUCCUGUGAUAAAGACGUUUAUUUUUCUCGCGCCAUAUUUUCACCUCUCCAUCACUGUAUUUAAUAUUAAAUCUUGAUUCAACUGUGAAUCACGUCUCCAGAAUCAAAAAUUUUUAUUUUAGUACAUUCUGGCAAAUUUUCGUUGCACUUAUAUAAGGUUUUCUUGCAGCAGAUCUGCUACUUAUACUUGAAGUGAAACCUUUUCUUAAUUUGAUAAUUCAUACGAAAUAUUUCGGAGUGUAAUAAUAGUGUGUGUUGAUUUUGUGAUUUGAAUAUAAUAAAAAUGAGAGAAAAUGAGGCGUGUUUAAAUUUACAAUUUCGCGGAAAACAUAUUUUCAUGCUCCACAAUAACAAUAAUAAGUUGCCUCAAAGAUAAGAAGAACUAAUCGGCAAAAAGAUUAUGCCAGUGAAUAGGCAUGUCUUUCUCCUUAAGGUAUGAAGAUUACUCUUACAAUUCCCCACGGUUCAAGGAUAUGCGGCAGCGGCAGGCUCUCUCAUCAGCCUGGAAAGGUGUGGCAAUAUUGACAAAAGUUAGAGAGUAUCAAUAAAGAUCUUCACGUAGAGGAAGGAACACUUCCAGCUUCGGAGCAAGUUCCAUAAGCCAGGGGGCAGUUUUCCCGUUCUUACAGAGACAGGGUAGUCACACUUCUACAAAUCCCCUCCUUGAUGGUGUCCUGUAUCGCGAUGAGUUCCGACCCUAAUGUCUUUGCCGGAUAGUUGAGAAGCAGCGCUACAAUCCGUAUGUCUUUUAGAGCAUUAGGUACACAGUGUUGCCCCUGUCACCCCUGGCUUUCUUCUUCUUUUUUGCCUUUGGACUAUUGCGCUAUGAGGCGCUGUCCCUUCGCUACCUUAGCCACCUUCCCCUAGGCCGAUCUUAUCUGGUCCGCAAUUGUUAUGGUUGUAUUGUAGUUUGCUGUCUAUUCUAUUUUUAACAAUCUUCGGCUGACCGAGAUAAGCUGGCAUGUAUCGAGUUUUUGGGGAAAACGUAAAGGUUCACCGCUCCAGAAUCCCAUGACUACAAGGCCAUGGCGUUCUGGUGUUGGGAAGGCCCCGUUCGGGUACAGCGGAAUUUACUUCUUGGAUGCAAAUCAUCCAUUGGACGCUGGAGUCGUAUUACACCCUAGAUAAAGAGGUAGCAACUUUUGAUCAUCGUAUACACGCGGCCACUUGCACCCUGUCUAAGAAGUAAAUGAGUGCAUACAAGAUAAUUAAAAAGUGUAAUAUUGUUAUUAUGUAAUAAGUAAGUUUAUUGUACCGGGAGGAUUUGCGAAACUCUUGUGUUUUCAUUAAUGAAAACGUAGUAAAAUACAAGAGUCGACUAGAUUAUCUAAUUUGAACCCGACAAUUUUGUCCAGAGCCGUCACGUCAAGAGUUUUUAACUUUCUUGGAAUCUUUCUUUGCAUCCGUAAAAAAAUUUGGAAUUUACCGAAAAAAAGAUAUUUGCGAAAACCGCUCAAAACUCGAGAUCAUGAAGGUGUUGAUACUAAUAAAUGCGCAGAAUACUGAAAUGUUUUUAUUGUGUCACUCUGUAUACGAUUGUCUAUUCUAAGUUGCAAAAUGUGGCAUCACUGAUUAUUUGCUAUAAAAUUGCACAAAUAAAGUAAAGUGUUAGUAAAAUAAACUUAAGUUACGAUUUAUUUAAGCUACACUGGAUGUUCUAAUGGAGAUUUCUAAGUUUGUAUUAUUAUUCAAUGAAAUCUGUCUUCUACAAAAUAUCAGGACAGCCGCAUAAUUGUAAUCACGACCAGCGGCAAUGGCGCUCUUCACCAAAGCUAAUGGUGUGAGAGCUAUGCUGAGUCUGGUCGGGAUAUGGGUGUUGUUUAGCGCGUUCCUGAGCUAUGUAGAUAAUAAAUCUGCAAGUUACUCUACGUUCAGUAGACUAAGCAUUCGGCAUAUGCAUAACUUUACAAGGGGAAUUACAAUUGCGAAUAAAUCUUUAAGUGGUAAUAACUCUAAAGAACACGAUACUUUAAAUACGACUAACCUAACAGUACUCCCUCUUGAUUCCGAGGCUCAGAAGCCUAUUAUAUUAUUGGACUCACAAAAUGUUUCCAGUGAAUAUAACCAAACGAAUAAUAACAGGUUGGUCAGACCAUUGCAUUCUACCAAAAGAGAAAACGGAGCUACAGUGAGAGUAAGAUGUAAGGAACCACAAUAUGAUGAAAAUGAAGGGCCAAUAACCCCAAAUACAACUCUUGAAUCAUUGGACAUUGUGGAAGCUGAACUAGCACCUAUGUUGAAGCCGGGAGGAGCAUUUCUGCCGCAUGAUUGUAUUCCGAAGGAACACGUCGCAAUAGUCGUACCAUUUCGUGAUCGUUACGCCCAUUUAACCGUGUUUCUAAGAAACAUUCAUCCAUUUUUAAUGAAACAGCAUAUUGCCUACAGAAUAUUUCUCAUCGAGCAAACCAAUGGGAAAGCAUUUAAUCGGGCUGCGUUAAUGAACAUUGGCUUCUUAGAAGCGUUAAAAAUAUUUCCAUGGGACUGUUUUAUAUUCCAUGAUGUUGACUUGUUACCUCUGGAUAAUCGAAACUUUUAUACAUGUCCGCGGCAACCGCGCCACAUGUCAGUCUCUAUAGAUACUUUAAACUUCAAGUUGCCUUAUCGUUCAAUUUUUGGAGGAGUAUCCGCUAUGACUCGUGAACACUUUCAGCUAGUGAAUGGCUUUUCGAAUUCGUAUUUUGGGUGGGGUGGUGAAGACGACGAUAUGUCGAAUAGAUUAAAGCAUGCCAAUUUGUUCAUAUCAAGAUAUCCUGUUAAUAUAGCACGUUAUAUGAUGCUAAAACAUCCCAAAGAAAAGGCUAAUCCAAAAAGAUAUGAGAAUCUCGUAAAUGGAAUCAGCAAGAUGGAAAUGGACGGUAUAAAUUCCAUAAAGUAUGAAAUCUAUAGCAUAAAAGAAUUUCCAACUUUUACUUGGUAUCUAGCAGAAUUAAAAAUCUUCGAUCAAACAAGUUAAUACCUAUAGUAAUAGAUUAAGAAAAUAGUGAUUCCUCAAAUAUUUAUUUAGUUUUAAAAAAAAGUUAACAAAUACACUUGUUUAUUCUUAUUGCUCUACCCAUAUUUAAAACUCAUUUAUUACAAUUAUUAUUAAUACACACGAAUAAAAUAAAUAUAUACGAUUUUGUAA